AUGUUCAAAACUUUAGUAGCAAUUACCGCAGGAUUACUUGCAAUAUCAACAGGAAUCCUAUGGCAUCGAACAUAUGGUUCUGUGUCUGACAAGAUUGAAGGAUGGUCCUCAAAAGUCUUUCCGACUGCUUGUCAAUGUAUUUAUCUGUUGCUAGACAUUUUUAACCCGUUGCUCGGAAUUCCACAGUAUAAGAUAUUUCGACUUCUUCCAGACAAGGAUUGGUUUGGUAUGAAAAGAGCUAUGUGGAAGAAUGAAUUAUUGAUAGAAGACAGUACUAUAGCAGGCGUGCCUGUGACAACGUUUCUAUCUCAUAAUAUACCAUCACCGUCUCCUGGAAUAAUCUUUUUUCACACAGGUGGGAUGGUUAUGGGAAGCAAUAAUGCUGGAUCGUCGUUGACAUUAUGUUCUCACCUAGCCAAUAAAACCAAAGCUAUUGUUAUAUCAGUUGGUUAUCGCUUGGCACCAGAGAAUGUUUACCCUGCCUCCUUUGAUGAUGCUUGGAAUGUGGUGUCAACAAUUUUAUCUGAGCCAUUAAAAUACAAUAUAAAUGGUAGUAGAAUUGCUCUUAUGGGCGAGAGUGCUGGUGGACUGUUGGCUCAAUCUGUUUCGUUGAAACUUGCCAAUCAUCCUCAAAUACCAAACCGAAUUGCAGCCCAAGUUUUGCUUUAUCCUUGGUUUCAACUGAUUGAUGUGUUUUGUUUACCAUCAUAUAAAUUAUAUAGUGAAGGUUUUACUAAUUCUGAUAGAAUAUUAGCAUACGGUGCUUCAGCACUUACUAUGGGCAAUGAUGAAAUGGUACCAAUGUAUAUCUCUGGUAAUGUAUCAAAGUACUUUAUGCAAACAAAGUAUUGGAAAUAUCUUGCUCCAUUAUCAAAAUGUAAACUUAACCCAACUAAAGAUAAAAUCACUUUACCCAAGAUUUUCAUUGAAAAAGUCACAGAUCAAUAUCUUUCACCACUUCUUGCUGAUGAUCUAAGCUCAACUCCACCAACACUUCUUGGAAUUGCAGAGUAUGAUAUUCUGGAGAGUGAAUGCAGCCUGAUGUCACAAAGACUAAAAGAAGCUGGUGUAAAUAUCAUUACAAAGCGUUAUAAAACAUAUCAUGGUUUUGUGAUGACUUUAGGCAUACCUAUGUCAAACAAAACAUUGGCAAAAUUAGCUCUUAAUGACACUGCUGUAUUUUUAAAUACCACUUGGUAA
Xenia sp. Carnegie-2017 is the source of this 1200-nucleotide messenger RNA. Its product is annotated as arylacetamide deacetylase-like 2. The transcript has a single exon. Lineage: Eukaryota; Metazoa; Cnidaria; Anthozoa; Malacalcyonacea; Xeniidae. Gene Ontology annotation, molecular function: hydrolase activity. The record is from RefSeq and is a predicted model, not a curated record. Bases 1 to 1200 code for a protein of 399 amino acids.